GAGAGAGAGAGGGAGAGGAGGGGAGGGAGAGAGAGAGAGAGAGAGAGAGAGACUCACACAUUGAGUGAGAGGGGAGACAGACUGAGAGAAACCUACGCCAGACGGAGCAGACGAGCCAUAUUUCAGGCGCACAUUAGCAGUGCGUACAACCGCAGGAGUGCGUAAAAAAACCCGUAACCCGUGACUGCGCCCUGGAUCGUAGACUUUUCCCUCCAGCGACGGUCGACUUUAAUUCUCUGCUGCUACAGAAAGUGUCUCCAUGAUCCCGGCAGCCCUCGCUUUUCUGAAUGGACGCGCUGGGAAGCUUCUCCGGUGACAUGGAAAUGCGUGUUAUUGAGCGUGUGGCCGGAUGCUGAGGGCACCAGACCAGAGCCAAGUCAGAUCCAUCUUUCAUUUUGAGUUUUGAACUCUUUCUCCUCGGCGCCUACAACAUGGAGGCUGCGAGCUUCCAGCCCCAUCCCGGACUUCAACAAACUCUCAAGCAGUUUCACCUGAGUUCCAUGCGCUCUCUCGGCGGACCGGCGGCGUUCUCGGCUCGGUGGCACCAGGACUCGCUGUUCGGUAAAGAUGGCAAAUCCGCAGAGAUGAUGAUCACGCUGCCCACACAGACGCCCCCGGUGAUGUCCGGUCCACUUUUCAUCCCGUCCGAUCGCUCCACGGAGAGGUGCGAGACGGUGCUGGAGCGGGAGCCCAUCUCCUGCUUCGCGGUCGGCGGUGAGAAGCGGCUGUGCCUGCCGCAGAUCCUCAACAGCGUCCUGAGGGACUUCUCCCUCCAGCAGAUCAACUCGGUGUGCGACGACCUGCACAUUUACUGUUCCAGGUGCACGGCGGACCAGCUGGAGAUCCUCAAGGUGGUCGGGAUCCUGCCGUUCUCCGCUCCGUCCUGCGGGCUCAUCACCCAGACGGACGCUGAGCGCCUUUGCAACGCGCUCAUCCACGGCGGCACGUACCCUCCUCACUGCAACAAGGAGUUCGGUUCCCUGGAGUUGGAGCGGAGCGAGAGCUGCUUCAAAGUUUACCACGAAUGUUUCGGCCGCUGUAAAGGACUGUUGGUCCCGGAGCUGUACACCGGCCCCGGUGCCGCCUGCGUCCAGUGCAUGGACUGCAGACUCAUGUUCCCACCUCACAAGUUUGUGGUCCACAGUCACAAGAGACUCGAGAACCGGACGGUCCACUGGGGGUUCGACUCGGCCAACUGGCGGUCCUACGUGCUCCUGGACCCGGACUACAGCGGGGAGGAGAAGAGUCACCUGGAGCAGCUGCUCAAAGAGUUGAAGGGGAAAUUCGACCUGACCAGAAAGACGUCCAUCAAACCGUGCAGGAUGGUGGAGGGGGCAGUGUGUGUUGGCUGUGGUUCACUGUCAGUCGUGUCCCAGUUAGCAGACAGGCCUGGUCCUGGGGGAGCAGCUCAGCCCACUCCCCCAUCCAUCAGAACUGACGGGGGCUCACAGACCUCAGAACUGACGGGGGCUCACAGACCUCAGAACUGACGGGGGCUCACAGACCUCAGAACUGACGGGGGCUC
Molecule: messenger RNA, 1525 nt
Organism: Cynoglossus semilaevis (tongue sole)
Lineage: Eukaryota; Metazoa; Chordata; Actinopteri; Pleuronectiformes; Cynoglossidae
Product: ski oncogene-like
Exons: 2
Coding region: 432-1490 (352 amino acids)
Biological process (GO): negative regulation of BMP signaling pathway; negative regulation of transforming growth factor beta receptor signaling pathway; negative regulation of transcription by RNA polymerase II
Cellular component (GO): transcription regulator complex; cytoplasm; nucleus
Molecular function (GO): RNA polymerase II cis-regulatory region sequence-specific DNA binding; SMAD binding; DNA-binding transcription factor activity, RNA polymerase II-specific
Source: RefSeq, a predicted model, not a curated record